AUGGUGGGGAGGCUGCUGCGUAGAAGACUGUUGUGUUUUCCCACUAAAUACUACUGCUUGCUACUUAUUUUCUCCCUUGUCACUUUUACCGUUUUAAGAAUUCGUCAAAAGCUUGAAUUUGUAAAUGUUGACCAUCUAGAGCUGGUUGGAGAGAACCCUGGGAAUGACAUUAAUUGCACCAAAGUUUUGCAAGGCAAUGAAGAUGAGAUUCAAAAAAUUAAGCUUGAGAUACUAACAGUGAAAUUUCGAAAGCAAUCCCGAUGGACCACCUAUGAUUACAUAAACAUGACCAGAGAUUGUACAUCUUUUAUCAAGAGGCGCAAGUAUUUCACCAAAUCCUUAAGUACGGAAGAGGCUGAGUUUCCUAUAGCCUAUUCAAUUGUGGUUCAUCAUAAAAUUGAAAUGCUUGACAGGCUCCUGCGAGCUAUCUAUAUGCCCCAGAAUUUCUAUUGCAUUCAUGUGGACAGAAAAUCAGAGGCUUCCUUUCUGGAGGCUGUAACUGGCAUUGCUUCCUGUUUCAGUAAUGUGUUUGUAGCCAGUCAGCUGGAGAAUGUGGUCUAUGCUUCUUGGAGCCGUGUCCAGGCUGACCUCAACUGCAUGCAGGACCUGUACCAAAUGAGCACAGCGUGGAAGUACCUGAUAAAUCUUUGUGGUAUGGAUUUCCCUAUUAAAACCAACCUGGAAAUUGUCAGGAAGCUCAAGUCACUGAUGGGUGAAAACAACCUUGAGACAGAGAGAAUGCCGGCCAAUAAAAAGGAAAGAUGGAAAAAGCAUUUCACUGUCAUUGAUGGGAAGCUGACAAACACAGGCACUGACAAAGCGCCCCCUCCUCUUGAAACACCUCUCUUUUCAGGCAGUGCCUAUUUUGUGGCCAGUAGGAAGUUUGUGAGGUACGUGCUAGAAAAUGAAAAAAUCCAACGCUUUAUGGAUUGGGCCAAGGACACCUACAGUCCUGAUGAGUAUCUCUGGGCCACUAUUCAGAGGAUCCCUGAAGUCCCAGGCUCUGUGUCCUUAAGCCACAAGUAUGACAUGUCUGACAUGCUUGCCAUCGCUAGGUUUGUCAAGUGGCAGUACUUUGAAGGUGACACUACCAAGGGUGCCCCCUACCCUCCCUGCAAUGGGGUCCAUCUUCGCUCUGUGUGCAUUUUUGGAGCAGGUGACUUGAAGUGGAUGUUGGGCACACACCAUUUAUUUGCUAAUAAGUUUGACACAGACGUUGAUCUCUUUGCCAUUCAGUGCCUGGAUGAACAUCUGCGGCAUAAAGCCUUGCAGGCAUUGAAGCAUUGACCACUGCAGGCAGUCUUAGGAGUAGGAAGAUGCCUGAGCGGUGGCCUUAUGGAGAU
Suncus etruscus (white-toothed pygmy shrew) is the source of this 1343-nucleotide messenger RNA. It is a transcript of the gene GCNT1, whose product is annotated as glucosaminyl (N-acetyl) transferase 1. Gene Ontology annotation, cellular component: membrane. Gene Ontology annotation, molecular function: beta-1,3-galactosyl-O-glycosyl-glycoprotein beta-1,6-N-acetylglucosaminyltransferase activity. The transcript has a single exon. NCBI's taxonomy places the organism in Eukaryota, Metazoa, Chordata, Mammalia, Eulipotyphla, Soricidae. The coding region runs from base 1 to 1287 and encodes 428 amino acids. The record is from RefSeq and is a predicted model, not a curated record.